AUGGGAAACCUCUUAUCCCAAACGCAGCCAACCCCUCCUCUCCAUGCACCUGACACGCCCGACGCGUCCUCCGCCGGCAAGCGCAAACGUACGCCCUCGCCGACUUCUCCCGCGUCUAAUGCGAGCGACAUCAAGCCCCUAUCCGGCAUAGACGCCACGCCCGACGGCGACGUCCACCGCUUCAUAGUGCGCUGCCCGUCCAUCUUCUGGUGCACACGAAAGGACAUCGCGCGCGCGCUUGCUAAGAUCCCACGUAUGCCCCCCUACGGAGGCCUGCACAAGAUCACGCGCUGGGACCACUUCUUCAUCACCUUUCCGAACAAAGCCUGCGCGGAGCAGGGAGUGCGCUGCCUCAAUGCGUACAAGUACAGAGGGAAGCCCUGGGAGGCGAGCGCGGCCGCAGAGCACUCCUCGAAGCGCAGGCGCAUCGACAACACCGUACGAGAGUCGCGCACUUCUGGCUCGGGGCCCAUGGAUGACGGCGUUUGUAAGACGGCUGCCAUGGUCACCGCUAAAUGGAGGGACGUUGCGUAUGAGGAGCAGCUGAAGAGGAAGACGCGUAAAUGGACAAACGCCCUCAGUCUCGUUACCAAGGAGAUGAGGAAAGAGUUGCGAGGCAAGCGCCUACUGCCAUGGCUGGAUGACGUCAUUAGCAAGCGCGAGGGUAAGGGGCAUCCCGCCUGCUGUUCACUCGUCCAAAUUGUGGGCGCUGAGUCGGAGCGUGGGAGGAUGUACUACAGAAACAAGAACGAGUUUACUGUCGGUGUUUCUCCGGACGCUUGUGGCAUGGGGCAUGAUUAUCACAAGUCAACGUUGACGAUUGGCUACGCUUUGGGGCUUGUACGUGAUGGACAGGUGUUUAUUGGGAGGGUUGAUGAAGACUGUGUGACGACGAGCAAAACGGCGCGUGAAAUUGCACAAUGCCUUGCCCCCGCCAUUGAAAAGCUUGGACUACAACCAUACGACAAACGCGCACAUGAAGGGUAUUGGCGACAGGUCACUUGCCGGGAAGGAACCAGAACGGGACAGGUUCUAGUUUCGGUUGUCGUAAAUCCAAGUGCAUUGGAGGAGAAUGGAGCGCCGGGAGAUGGUACUCGCAUAUCUGACGAAGACUGUCAAAAGACGGUCAUAGGGGCUCUUCGACAACAUUUUGGAAUGGACAAGGAACUCGGAAUAUUUUGGCAACCCUCCUCUGACCGGUCUGCUGUCGGUGGAGACAUACCCGCAAUUCAUCUCCACGGCAUCAGCAGCCUGCACGAGGAAAUGUGUGGGCUGAAAUUCCGUAUUCAACCGACGGCGUUCUUUCAAGUGAAUACUUUUAUGGCGGAACGGCUGUAUAACCUCAUUGGCGACCUUGCAGAAGUGGACAAGGAGACGGUCGUUUUUGACGUUUGUUGUGGGACGGGAACCAUAGGGCUGUCCCUGGCACGAAGGGCGCACAGUGUGGUGGGAAUUGAAAUGAACGAGUCAGCUGUGGCAGAUGCACAGCACAAUGCAAAACUGAACGGCAUCGAUAAUGCAACGUUUAUUGCCGGAAAGGUUGAAAACAGAAUAUACGAUGCAAUCCAACAGCUCGAUGGCAAUCGCGAAUGUGUCGUGAUUCUAGACCCGCCCCGAGCCGGUCUUCCGAUGAACGUUGUGUCAGCCGUCAGAGCGAUGGGAGCUGUGCGACGAAUUGUAUAUGUCGCAUGCGAACCAAACAACUUUUGGAGAAAUGCUCUUGGAUUUUGCAGGCCGAGAUCAAAAGCUUUUCGCCUUGAACCGUUCCGCCCAGUCAAGGCUUACGGCCUAGAUCUUUUUCCGCAUACUGACCAUGGCGAGCUUGUUGUGCUUCUUGAGCGCGAUCUCGUCAAAGAGGAGAAGUAA
Messenger RNA from Chondrus crispus (carragheen), 1866 nucleotides. RefSeq lists its product as hypothetical. The coding region runs from base 1 to 1866 and encodes 621 amino acids. Gene Ontology annotation, molecular function: RNA methyltransferase activity. Gene Ontology annotation, biological process: RNA processing. The transcript has a single exon. NCBI's taxonomy places the organism in Eukaryota, Rhodophyta, Florideophyceae, Gigartinales, Gigartinaceae. The record is from RefSeq and is a predicted model, not a curated record.